UGCUCUCGUCUUUCUUUGCUUUCUCACUCUGGGACUGCAGGCGGCUCAGCCUGUUUAGCGAUCGUAAACGUCCUCCUUCGCCAGCAUAACUUUGGAAACUCAGGGGGGGGGAAAAAAAAGGGAAACAAUUUUUUUUCAUCUCGCGAUAACAGCCCGCUGAAGCCGCCGCCAUAUUCUGUGACAGUAUUUUGAUUCGUAUCUGCUGGAAGUGAGGAAAAAGAGAAAAGCGAAGGGCUGCAGAGGGGAGGGGGGGCGAAGACGAGGAGCUGUCAAAAAGUUCUCCCGGAGUCUCUGUCACACAGCGGAGGGCUGUGGCUCGGUGGGCCUCCGCUUCUUGCCGUUUCGAGGACACGGGCCCGGGGCCUCGGUGCUGUUAGCUCGUCUCCCAGUCAGCGCCCGGACCCCUCGCGGCUUCUCCUCUCCCAGCCUCCGGAGGUCCGGUCGGCGGUCUCGGGUUGUUGAAGACGGCCCGGCCGGGGAGCGGCGGCGGAGACUGGAAGUUCAGGCGUUCAGGAUGAGGGUGGGUUUCUGCCACAACUGAUGCUCCCGUCCGCUGAACUGAACGAUCGGUCCUGACCUGGUAGCAUACGAAUGGCCCAGGGAAGCCAGCAGAUUAACAUUCAGGUUUUGCACGACCUGCGCCAGAAGUUCCCUGAAGUCCCAGAAGGUGUCGUCUCUCAGUGUGUUUUGGAGUGCAACAACAAUUUAGACGCCUGUUGUAAAUACUUGUCCCAGGUCAGUCCCGGAUACCUUUACAGUGACGACGCCAAUCUGAGCUUUUCUGAAGACCCCAGCUACGCCCGGCUCCAGAAGCACAUGACCCAGCUGAACCUGGGCUUUCAGUCUCAGAAUGUGCAUGUGGCCCCAGUUCAGGACGGCCUGAGAAUGAAUGGCAGCCGGACUCUGGCCCACAGCAUGAGUGACGGGCCCCUCCAGACAGGCCAGGCCCCCAACAGUGACUAUUUUCAGCACGAGCCCCAGUCAGCCCCAGUGCAGGUACCCUCCACUCUUAAUGUUUUUAACGUGAUGGAGCCGUCACGUAAACCGCGGCCUCCACAGAACCUUGCACUCUACGCUCUAGGACCGAAAGGACCAAGCGUGGGGCCGCAGCAGACCCCACGCUUCAACCCCAUCACAGUGACACUAGCCCCGAAUCUGCCCACAGGCCGCAACACCCCCACUUCUUUGCACAUACAUAGUGGGCCACAGUCAGGCCCGGGUAGUCCACAGGGCAUCUUUAUCCGGCCGUACGUUAGUCAGCCCAACACCACCCGGCAGAGCCAUCCGCCAGGUGGGAGGGCCCAGUACAGCCCCACUUCUCAGCCCCAACAGCAGAUCUAUCAGAUCUCCCAUCCCUCCCCCAUCCCUAGCUCGCGGUCUGUCCCCCAGCACUCCUCCUCACAUACCUCAAGGACCUCUCACGUCUACAUGCCUAUUAGUUCCCCCACUAAUCCCCAGGCGCCUGCUAUUCCAUCCAGUGGAGGCAUGGCGUCUUCGUCUAGUGUCCCCUCCUGCCCCCCUUCGUCCUCCUCCUCCUCCUCCGUCAUGCCCUCCUCCCUGUCGGCCGUCAGCCAGUACAACAUCCAGAACAUCUCCACUGGCCCUCGAAAGAAUCAGAUCGAGAUCAAACUUGAAUCUCCUCAAAGGAGCAAUUCCACCACAGCUGUGCUGAGAACAGGCAGCGUGCCCUGGUCAUCCUCCUCGGCCUGUCCUACUUCGUCUUCCUCUUCAUCCGGAGUGGCUACUGUCUCCAGCACCCCUCUGUCCAUCGGAGGGCCGGGCUCGAGCCGCAACCAGCCGACUGUUUACAUCUCUGCCAGCCCACCUACUGCUGCUACUACCCCCUCUGAGGAGACGGUCGUGGCCCCACCAGGUUCCCGCUCCCAGCCCAAGUUUUACAUUUCUGCCAGUGAUGAGAGUGGACCCAGAAACCCUCCUACAGUCUACAUCUCAGCUAACCCUCAAAUCCAGGGGCCUUCGGGAGCUAGGAACAUGGGGGGGCAAGUGAGCAUGGGCCCCGCCUACAUUCACCACCACCCACCUAAGACUCGUCCCUCUGUGGGGGGUGGAGGCACCGCUUCUUCACCACGCGUGGUAGUGACUCAGCCCAACACCAAAUAUACAUUUAAAAUCACUGUCUCCCCUAAUAAACCCCCAGCCGUGUCCCCUGGAGUCGUGUCCCCAACCUUUGAGCCCAACAAGAUCCUCAGCCUGCCUUCAGACCACCACUUUGUGGAGACAGAGCCCCUGCAUCUGUCCGACCCGCUGUCCCCGCACAGGGAGCGGCCGAGUGAGGCGCGCAGACUCAGCAUGGGUUCUGAUGAUGCAGCGUACACACAAGCGUUGUUGGUUCAUCAGAAAGCUCGAAUGGAGAGGCUGUGGCAUGAGUUGGAAAUGAAGAAGAAGAAGCUGGAGAAGCUAAAAGAGGAAGUGAAUGACAUGGAGAAUGAUCUGACCAAUAGAAGGCUGGAGAGAUCCAACUCUGCCUCCCAAAUUCCUUCUAUUGAUGAAAUGAAGAAUCUGCGAUGCAAAAACCGGUCACUGCAGAUUGACAUCGAUCUCCUCAGCAAAGAAAUUGAUUACCUUCAAACAAAUGGACCACACUUAAACCCCAGUGAAAGCCAUAAUUUUUAUGAAAACAUGGGAUUCCUUGGUCCUGUCCCACCCAAACCCAAAGGUACUUCAUCCGUUGGAAGCAAGAUUGUGAAGCCCACCCCAGAGCAGGAGGAGGAUGAGGGCCCCCGUUGGAACUGCACAGCCUGCACCUUCCUCAACCACCCCGCCCUCAACCGCUGUGAACAGUGCGAAUUCCCGCGGCACUUCUGAGCCAACGGGGCGCCGCGCCCUUCCUCUGCACACCUGACGUCUCACAGAUGAAAGCAGACGAGACUUUUGCUUCUUUUGCUUUUGGGUGAAAGAGAAAAUGGACGGCAGGCUGUCGUCGUAAAUCAUGCAGCCUAAUUUUCCUCAGUUAUUGUUUCUCCUGUUCUCUAAGGUUAGCGUAAUGCCAUCCAGAGGAAGGCCUGACUGGCUAGUGUUUACAGCUCAUGGACGACACCUCACCUUAGAGACUGGCAUCAUGUUCCCCUUUUCUGCUCAUUGGGUGACACUCUACCCCCGGGGAUACUUCGCUGCUUCCACUCACAGUAUUACCAGCGUGGCCCUGCAGUGACGGCACACGUCUGCACACAUGCACAAAUAGUCCAGGUGCUAGUGUGCCUUUCCCUGAUUGCAGAGUUGAGUUUUUCUUCUUCCUCCGUGAUGGUCUGACCUGGUGAUGGGAACUGUGCUCAGCCACUGAAGGAAAAAGACGACACUUGGACUUGAACGUUUGUUUGCUGUUUCUAGAGGAUGCCAAAGGGCAGCCUGCUGCCAGGUUCCUGUGCUUAUUAUUGCCUCUCCAGCGCCCCCUUCCUGUCCACUUAGUCAUGACUCGAUGAAAAAUGAAAAAACAAGUUGCAUGCUUUGUGUACAGUACAUUGAAGCAGAAGCUCUCCUUGAGCUCUUUGCUGUACAUAAUUUUAGAAUGUGCCUUUAAACCUUUCUCCUCACACUAUGAAUCGCUUGUAUUUCCUGUAAGUAUGGCUUUAUAGACUUUAUCCACUAUUUUGUUUGUUUCCUUAAACAGACAAGCACCAUGCUCCAUUUUUAAGCUUUUUAUUUGAUAUCUGUGAGAGCUGAAGCUUUGCAGAAGAAGACGAGCAGAGCUGGUAAAACCCUCACAGUCAUCAUGAAGCUACACGUGUCGGUCCGUUCAUCGCUUGUGUAUUUGCUGAGUUUCCUGUGUACGAUCUGUUGAUGUAACGGCGAUGGAGAAGUUCUUGUUGUUUUGUUCUUCAGGACAUAUUGGGGACUUUCUGGGGUUGGGGUGGAAGAGCUGGGUUUAAAACAAAAAACAAAGUGACAAACUGCCAUCCUAUCUGACAACUGGAAUGUAGGAUCGACGUUUUGGGGACAACUACACCUCAGUGCGAAGAGACUCAUUUUGUAACGCAGCAGGAUUGAUUUCAAAGUGCUCAUGGAAAAGCCCAUUGGAUUUGAAGCUCCCAUGCAGCCAUGUGCCUGAGUGGAGCUCCCCGAGUUUAAAAAUGAACUGGCGUUGGAUUAAAAUGCAUUUCCUCUGUUUGAAUGAUUCUUCUGUGACCCUUGUGCCUUUUCCACAGGUUAGAAUUGUUACACUUCUGAUGCAGAGAGAACACAAUGUAAGCACAUGGUUGUCCCGUCUGUAUUUCCUUACCUUUAUUGGCUCAUUUUUAUCCUCUUAAGCCUUUUAUCAAAGAGGGAGCUUCUAAAGUUUACUCAAUGUGAUUAAGAUAUAGUAGCCUUGAAAUAGUUACUUUUGAGUUGUUCCUUGUUUGUGAACUGGUGCCUUGCAUUAGUGCCUUUGAAUUUAUAUUGACAAUCUCCUCAGUAAAAUUUCAAGUGCCAUUCUUUUAAACCAAAUUCUUAGUAUUAUGUAAUCCCAUUUAGAAGUAGAAAAGAAUUAUCGUCUCUGUAGCACUUACAUCUUUGUUCUUCCUUGUCCGACCCAAAGAAUCCAUUUUUCAGCUUUACCUGCACCUUGGCGUGAAGAGGCAGUUCAUUCAUGUUUUAUUAAACGGAGGAAAAAGUCAUUUGGAUAUCUAAAGUUGUUUUUUUGUUUUUGGAUUUUAGCUGGGAAAACUGUCUUUGUAACAGAUAAGUUAUUUGUAAAAAUAAAAAAAAAAUGUUCUGAAUGUU
Fundulus heteroclitus (mummichog) is the source of this 4719-nucleotide messenger RNA. It is a transcript of the gene tab2, whose product is annotated as TGF-beta activated kinase 1 (MAP3K7) binding protein 2. The transcript has 7 exons. Lineage: Eukaryota; Metazoa; Chordata; Actinopteri; Cyprinodontiformes; Fundulidae. Gene Ontology annotation, biological process: positive regulation of protein kinase activity. Gene Ontology annotation, molecular function: ubiquitin binding; K63-linked polyubiquitin modification-dependent protein binding. The record is from RefSeq and is a predicted model, not a curated record. The coding region runs from base 592 to 2826 and encodes 744 amino acids.